AUGGCCGUCCUCGAAUUCUCCCUCGGGCCCGAUUCAACUGGUCGGAUAUACGAAUUACUCACAUGUCUCGCAAAAUUUGGAGAUGCCGUCUCGAUAGAGGCCAGAAGCGAGAAACUCACGCUCACAGCCCUGAACUCAUCGAGAACUGCCUAUGCCUCGUUCGCUCUAGAUGCAAAAUCGUUCUUCAACAACUACGACUUUGAUCUUCGCCAUGCGUCGAGUGGUGGCGAUCGUUUUACCUGUCAAUUGUUCAACAAGGCCCUUCAAUCUGUGUUCAAAGGUCGGACGACAGAUUCUCGUGGGCGGGAGACAGCCAUUGAGAGAUGCGAUGUCAGCAUUCAAGACCAGCCAGACAAGACCGAAUGCCGACUCAUUGUGAAAAUGAAAUCAAAGCACGGCAUGACCAAGACAUACCGCUUAACGUAUGAGUCCGUUGAGGUCAUGCAUGCUCUCUUCGACAGAACUUCUGCCACACAGGGCUGGAAGAUCUCCUCUCGCGUUCUGCGGGAGUACGUGGAGUACUUCGCCCCAAAAGCUGAACAGCUUGACUUGUAUGCGGAAAAUGGGAAAGCAGUAUUCACAAGCUUCACCGAAAAAGUCGAUGAUGGGAAGCUAAUACUCAAGCAACCACUUGAGACUUCCAUCAGCAUACAUACCUCGGACUUUGAAGACUUCCACAUGCAGGAGGGCAUUCACAUCACCAUUAGCGUCAAAGACUUUCGAGCCAUUGUCACCCAUGCUGAGACGCUGAAAGGACCAAUCUCAGCCCAGUACUCGCAGCCCACUCGCCCCUUGCAAUUCAGCUAUCAGAACCACGGCAUGCACUGUGAAUUCACGCUGAUGACUAUGGGAGACGGCCGUGGAGUGUCCUCAGCCCCUAACCCUAAUUUCGUCUCCACUAGAAGCAUGUCGAGGCAGUCGUCUGCAAUCCCUGCGCAAAGCGUCGGCAGUCUGUCGACGCAGAUGCCACCGCCUGCUCGACCAAACAUCAUCAAGCCUCUCUCCAGCCAAUCCAAAGGUCGCUCGUUCCAUGGGCAGGAUCGAACAACUCCUAUUGUUGAUCCUGAUCCAGAAAGUUUAUUCAUGCCGCAGGAUGGUGCCGAUGACGAUCGAACGUGGGAUCCGCCCAACUACGAGCGAGACGAUGAAGAAGAGAUGCUCGGCUGGGAUGCGAGCAAUGACGACCUUAGUGCGACUAUGCGUCCCACGGUCAGAGACCUAACCAGGCCGGCAAGGGCGUCCGAGAGCACUCGCGAGAGUGCCCAGUCAAGUCAGGACGGCGUGGCACCGACUCAACGCCUUUCCCAGCUGCAGGGCAUGUUUGAUUGA
This is a messenger RNA of Ramularia collo-cygni, 1329 nucleotides long. RefSeq names its product related to rad9 protein. The transcript has 5 exons. Gene Ontology annotation, biological process: DNA replication checkpoint signaling; cellular response to ionizing radiation; mitotic intra-S DNA damage checkpoint signaling. NCBI's taxonomy places the organism in Eukaryota, Fungi, Ascomycota, Dothideomycetes, Mycosphaerellales, Mycosphaerellaceae. Gene Ontology annotation, cellular component: checkpoint clamp complex. The record is from RefSeq and is a predicted model, not a curated record. The coding region runs from base 1 to 1329 and encodes 442 amino acids.